AUGCCGUCUGCUACGGCGUCUGGCUCCGAUGCCAAAGGCGGGGCUGCGCGGUCGCGCGAACACAAUCAGGGCAACCAAGAUCGCACAUACACCCCCGAGCAGAAGGCCGCGGUUCUACGAAUCCGAAAAUGCGGGCCAACCGAUUUCUACGAGAUUCUUUCGAUUCAAAAGACUGCCACGGAUAGCGAGAUCAAGAAGGCGUACCGGAAAUUGAGUCUGUUGACACACCCCGAUAAGAACGCAUAUGAUGGUGCAGACGAGGCUUUCAAGAUGGUUUCGCGUGCCUUCCAGAUCCUCUCUGACUCCGAUAAGAAGUCCCGGUAUGACAAGUUUGGAGGAGACCCCGAUAGCAGAUUCAACCCCGGACCAAGCGCCUCUAGUGGUGGUUCUCCAUUCAGUGGAUUCAGUGGUGGUGGUGGAUUCCCACGCUCCGCAGGGGGCGGCCAGGGCUUCGAUGCUGAGAUCUCGCCUGAAGAGAUGUUUAACCGGUUCUUCAAUGGCGGAUUUGGAGGCAUGGGUGGUGGUGGUUUCGGCCCAUUUGCGGGUCCACAAUUCGUUUUCAACAUGGGAGGUGGCCCCGGUUUCCGCGUACACCAGUUCGGAGGCGGCGUACCGCGCCGCAGACCUCGCGCAGCCGCCAACAACAACGAGUCAGAGCCAGCCGUUGAUGGCUGGGGCUUUGUUCGUCAACUACUGCCUCUCAUCCUUCUUUUCGUCCUUCCGCUCCUAUCUUCCCUUUUCUCUGGCUCUUCUACUCCCGGUCCUGGCUAUCGAGUCGAUACCCCUCAAAGCCCCUACACCAUGGGCCGCACAACACCCAGGCUCAACCUCAAUUACUUCGUGAAUCCAUUGGAAGUCGAAGAUUUCGGCGCACGCAAAUUCCGUGAUUUAGACCGGCGUGUGGAGAUGGACUAUAUGGCGAAGGUUCGAUACGACUGCGAGUCUGAGGUACAAAUGCAGGAGCGAAAGAUUCAAGAAGCACAGGGCUGGUUCUUCCCAGAUGUUGAGAAGAUGAAGGAGGCGCGAGCGAUGGAGCUGAAGAGUUGCCGCCAGUGGAAUCAACUCAAAGCCAAAUAUUGA
Messenger RNA from Penicillium cataractarum, 1080 nucleotides. RefSeq names its product J domain-containing protein. The coding region runs from base 1 to 1080 and encodes 359 amino acids. The transcript has 3 exons. Gene Ontology annotation, cellular component: endoplasmic reticulum membrane. Gene Ontology annotation, molecular function: Hsp70 protein binding. Gene Ontology annotation, biological process: cellular response to misfolded protein. The record is from RefSeq and is a predicted model, not a curated record. NCBI's taxonomy places the organism in Eukaryota, Fungi, Ascomycota, Eurotiomycetes, Eurotiales, Aspergillaceae.